Molecule: messenger RNA, 6033 nt
Organism: Xyrichtys novacula (pearly razorfish)
Lineage: Eukaryota; Metazoa; Chordata; Actinopteri; Labriformes; Labridae
Source: the annotation of a GenBank genome assembly
ACAUUUCCAUGCUACCUGAAUGCAACAGGCCCACGCUGUACUUCCCUGUUCCUGCUCCUCCCAGUUCAAAGAUGGCAGCCAUGGGACGGAGAUGAGAGACGACACAAAUGUAGGAGUUUGGUCAUGAAACCUCAUUGGGUUGAACAGCUGUUACAUGCUUUGUUUUGACAUGACAACGAAAGAAUUUGUCGCUGCCAAUGUGUCGUCCUGGGCUUAUAUAUAAAGGUUUCAAAUAUAGCAUGUUUUCCUGUGGGCUAAGCUAGCAAGCAACGGUUAGCAAAUAAAUGAACCUGUCUGUUCUGCCAAAAAAGAAGAAAGCAGCUGCUUUGCAUACGGUCGACUGACAUUUUGUAAGGUGAGAAUCUCUUGUUAUUAUUGUGGAAAUGAGCAAAAUUCUGUGUUGAGAGAUAAAGCUGCAUUAAUUUAGCACCACUGCAUGUGGCACUUGUGAUCCACAGUGACUUCUUGUUAAACGGCGAAAAUACCGUAAUGAUUAAAUAAAAGGUGCAAAUCUGACAGUGUAAUGUUGGUGGACGCUCCUAUUGUCAGCGUUCACCUCAGGUUCACGCACUCAAGGGGGCAUUUUAAUAACAACUUAGUUGCAUAAUUACCAACAAUACACAGGCUGGUUAUUGGUACAAUAUGUUAUUAUGCAGAGGUGUUCAUUUGGUUGUAAAAAGGGAGGUAUGAAUGCUUGCACUGCUCAAGUAAAGACCUGCUAGAGACAUGCUUUAAAUCCUGGUAUCCUGCAGCAGUACAGUAUGUCAUAUGCUUGAUCGUAAAUUUCAAUGCUGAUGUAUUUUCUUUUUCUUUCCACUAGUUUAAAGUCACCAUGGCCAUCACACAGUUUCGUCUUUUCAAGAUCUGCACAUGCCUUGCUAGCUUACUUUCUUUCUUUAAAAGGUUGAUAUGCAGGUGAGUACAACUGAGAGGCAACGUAAAGUAACCCUGAUACAUCACAGUGUGUUUUUACUUUUACAAAUAUACAUUUGCUAUGACAAAAAUAUGAACACAUUUGAGAAAUGUAGGGAUUCGCUUUAAGUUCACCUCUGAUCACCACAAAGGCUUUCAUUAUUGAUCAAUUUUACCACUAUUAAUAAUUUUGUUGAAGAAAAAAAUAGUUCAUUUCUGCAUUUGUAUUGUAUAGUAGCUACUCUUGGAUGUGAAAGUAGCUUAAUCUAGCAUAUUUGAACAACUUGGGCAAAGUGAUGCGUUGUCAGGAGUGUAUGGUGUCCUGGGGCUCCUUUGUUUGUGUCAUAUUACAGAAGCAGUCAUUCUCCACGGCACUAAGAGGGCAUAGCUCUUUGUAAGCAGAGUGAAGUACUGAAUGCAUUACUUUGAUUAUGCUAUUUAAAGUUGAAACAUUCCAUGUAUUUACCUAACGGAACUGACAAAACACACAGACCUUUUACUCAUUGUCUGGAGUGCAGCUUUGACAGCUAAGGCUUUAGGGCCUGGGUCUGGAACAGCUGUCUUUCUAAUCAUUUCAUUGGUGACAGAUGUAUCAAUUCAGUCAGACAACAGGAGCGCUGAUCCAGAGUAUUCGUAAACAACCAAGAUGGCAGCUUCAGCUCCCUCUAUGUAUACUGUGUGUGUGGUGUGCUCCUGUUUCCAGUCCAAGUGUAGGCUUUAAAUAUCUAAAGGAAACUUAAUCUCUUAAUUUCUAUUAUGCUUCAAGAAACUUGCAUUCCUGUUUGGUGAUCAUUCUUCAUGAGUGAGGACUGGCCUUUGUGUUUGAUAACUAACAUUAUGUUGGUGCUAUUUAGCAAACUUGUUCCUUUUGCCUUUUUCUGAAAUAAAUUACUAGGAGUGGAAGGGGGCGCAAGCUCAGUGGUGAUCAAAUAACCCUCCCAACAACAGUGGAUUUUUCUUCUUCAGUACCAAAACAGGUCAGUGUUUUGUCCAAUACCUGUAUAUUCACUCUCAGUGUCUGGAAAGCAAGUAGCAGUUAUUAUCACUGACCCCAAACUUCUUGUCUAAUUAACUGUAGGUUAAUUGUCAAACUCUGCUGUAUUUCCACUGAAAGUUGUUAUUUUUGUGUCACGUCUUCACAGCCAGAAAUUGAGGAAUGGAGCUCUUGGGAUGAAGAGGCCCCUACAAGUAUUAAGAUUGAAGGUGGAAAUGGAAAUGUUUCCCCUUCAGUCAAUGAGGUCGAUGAAGAACCCGACUACUUCAAAGACAUGGCUCCCACCAUCAGGAAAACACAGAAGGUAUGUGUGCAGACGAUACCGCUGAUGCAGCAUUAUUAAGGAAAUGUAAUACUAAAAAACCCAAUGGCCCAAAUAGAUGAUAUUAUGCACUAACCUCCCGCUAAAGUCUAUUAAAAGCAUCCCUCUGAUCAUGAUCUGAAGUGGUUCACAGAAUAGAAUCAAAUUUAACAAAAUGAGGUGUUUUGUUUUUUUUAAGUUAAAAGUCAGUGAAAAUAUGCUUUCGAAAUAUCUGUUGAGUGAUUUUGAUGCUCUUAUGCUCACUCUCAGUUAUUAAUCUUAAUAAACAGAAUUUCUUACUUGAAUGUGGUCAAAUUGUCAAUCAGUAAUCAUGAUGAGAUUGUCUUGGAUGAAGUGCUGUAGAUGAGGUGUUUGGCUAAGUCUUUGUGGUUUUCAUGUUGCAGAUAGUGCUGAAGAAGAGGGAGCCUUUAAACUACACGGUGCCUGAUGGCUCAGCAGGUUUCUCCAGCAGAUUGGCUGCCUCUCAGGAUAUGAUGUCCUUCAGUCCACCUUCAGUAAGUUAAAGUUUUAAAACACCUUAAAAUAUCAGACGUGCUUUCUGUUCCUCAAUUUUUUUUCUUUUUGAUUGGUACCAAGGGGAAUUCAACUUUGUCAUGCUGUAUUACGCAACAAUUUCUGCUGUUAAAAAUGCAGUUUUGCAAGAAUUAUGCCUACCAUUGUGAAGUCUGACAGUAAAACAGAUAUAGAUUCUCAGCUGUUAAUGCUCCUUUGGAAAGAAUGAAAUAAUAAUAAUAAUUAUAAUUCAAAUAAUCGUUAGGUGCAGCGCUACAAAUGUUACCAGAGAUGUGAAUAUUUCAGGGAUUUCAUUUUGAUGUCAGUAAAAGGCGGAGAUAUUAGCUAGAGGCACAGCUGUAUAGCAGAUGUUCAACUCAGUAGUCUUUUGUUUAAAGAGAGUCUACACUGAGAGCCCCCCACCACACUAGUUUUGCCUUUUAACACUCUGCCUUACAACCUCAGCGUGUCGCUGUCCCACUGUGUGAUGUCAAUUUCUGGUCGAUCCAGAUCUGCUAAUUCAGUCCUCUGGGAGCUUGAAGGGAACCAGCAUUUCCUCCUCAGUUCUGUCUCCUUUUAUACAAUGAAGAUGUUAACAUGAUACCAAAUCAAAUUAUGGGUUUCAGUCAGAUAAAGUAGUUGAAGCUCUUUUAAAAGAAUGUCAGAGGGUAUCUGUAUGUGUAUGACUGAAAACUGUCUCUUUAUACAGGCUGAGCUUGGAGAAAUGGAUAACUGGCAGGAAGACACAAAUGCAUGGGAGGACGAGUCUGAUGCUGCCUGGGAGGCAGAGGAAGUGCUCAGGUAACAUUUCAAAAAUGCUUCAGUAAUUAGACUGAGUAUAUAAGCGUAUUAAGAUGUGCACCUGUACCUGUUUGUCAGGAUAUUUCAGUUCUCCAUUCAUCACUAAUAAUGGACUCAGAAGUUAAAGAGCUGUUUUAGGAGCAAGAGAGUGAGAAAUGUGUUGUGCUGUGGGUGAAAUGUAUUAGACUUCUUACAUAAAGCAGUCUUCAAAUAAACAGGCUGAUCAUCAGUGUAAUCUCAUCAAAAACACACACAAACGUGUGUAUUAAUGCUGUCAUAAAAAGUAAUAUUUUGUUGAAAAGCAGUCCUAUCAAAGGUUUCAUGUGGUGGAUACUGGGCAAGCUCACUUUCUGUUUCUGCAUUUGCACUUGAUUAGUGUAAGUUCAAACUUUGACCAGCAGGUGACAGUGUAAGCAUGAAAUAAAUACAUGAGAGCAAAGAACAGGUUAUAUUUUCCCCACAUCCCGCUGACCUACAGUAGCUGCCAUUGAAGUGCCCUUUAGUGACAUCACUCUCAAUCCUGUGCUUGUCUCGUCUUUAUUUAUUAGACAACAGAAGAUGGCAGAGAGAGAAAAGCGUUCCAUGGAGCAGCAGAGGAAGAAGAUGGAGAAAGAGGUUCAGAGGAUGAUGAAGAAGGAGCAAAAGAUCGCGGUCAAGCUCUCGUAACAUUUCAGAACUGCUCAGUGUUGAGCGGAAGAGAUGAGGGGGCAAAGACUCUAAAUCAUUUGUUAAUCUGUCUUUAAAGUCAUUAAAACGACCAGGAUUACUAGCCUACACCCACCACUCAUCUGUUAGCAAAGUUUCCUCCUUCUCCACCACCCUGUUCCCACCAGCAGCCAUAUUAGUCUGUUUUCAGCUGCGGCAGAGAUAAGUGCAUCAUUCUUCAGGGCAGAUUACACACCUGCUGUAUCUUCUGUUCAUGUUGCUUAGUCAGUUUGUCUUCAAGGGAGAGCUGUUCUCACGUGAUCUGGUUCAUUUUGUCUAAAAGGUUAGCUGCAUCGGAGGCCCCAUGGAGAUUCCUUUCAAACUGUCAGGUAGCUUAGAAAAAUGUUGGACUCUGUUAUUUUCCAAGGAACAUCUGUAAAUAAACAGGUACUUGUGCUACCUAAUGUGACUCUAUUAAGGUGCACAAUUCCCUUUCUUUGUCUUAUUUAUGAACUUAAAUGACAAAGGAGAAUAAUUAAUUUUGAGCACUGUAUACCAGUGACAUCCCUUGGUUUGCUUAAUUAAUGUGUUUUUAUAUUUAUGGCUUUCACUGUCUGAUUAUUUCUUUUUUUUUUUUCAUUUUUUUUGAAUGAAUGUUGAUAUUUCAUUACCACCCUGUGCUUUGCAGCUGUUAGUAAUUUGGAAAUAAGCAUUAAAAUGAUGGCAGAAGAUUUUCUAUUGGAGUAUAAGUAAUAAAUGGCCACAGACUAGAGUGCAGCCCGUCUCUAAAUGUUAGCUGUGGGUUCCUAUGGUAAUCUCAUGGCUCCUGAUAUAUCAUUAAAACUCACUUUUAGCUUGUGAAAAUAUCCAGUGAUCACAGCGCUGCUUUUUUUUUUUUUUUUUUUUUUUUUGGGUUGGGAUUUGACUUUGCUCUUUAAUAGUUGAUACACUGAGUGAACAGACACAAGCCUUAUAAAAUAUAAACUGAUCCCAGGGCAGCCUCAGACUGGAUUUCCAAGCUGAUAAAAUGAAAAUUGAAGUCUUGAUUCUUCCUCAUCUUUUAAUAUAAUCCUGAUAGUUCAGGGUCAUGAUUGUGAUGAUAGCAGUCUGAUGUGCAUUAUAUUACAAUUACCAGCUACUACUGAAAGAUUUGGAUGUACAGCGGGACAAGCUGUUGUCAUAGAAACAUUGGCAGGUGAAGAUAGGUCCAUACAAAUCAAAAUGAGCAGACAUGAUACAGUAUGAACUCAGGUCUGUGAUGUUUGGAUAAUGACUCGGUUGGGUUUGAGGGGAAGUUUCACAUCUGGAUGCCAUGGUUGUUGAGGUUUAGCAGUUUCAUUAAAGCUUCAAAAAUGAUAAUUAAAUAAGGAUGAAAUGAUCUGUGCUGAUUCUUUCAGCCUGAGAGUUUCAUUGUAUCAGCAAUCUGCUCCUUUAAGCUUUUUUCAUUUCAAAAUCUGCAUGUCCUGUUUUUCAAAGAAAAGCCUCAGUUCCUUACCCAUUUUUCACUGAGUUUAAGACUUCAUGUUACCAGAGCUGUCAUGGUUGAGCACAAAAUCAAUAAGCUAAAGAAAGAGAUUUGAUUUGGCAGAUUGUUUACCUGCUGUAUCAGUCAGACAGGUUUUUAAUAAAAUGGUUUGAUUCAUACCACCAGAGGUGAAUAACUGCUCCUGAGUCUCCUGCUUAUGGGUUAUUUCUUAAACACAGUCUGAAUCGAACAUUUUAAAUCUUUCUUUUCAAUAAAGUGGAGGGUUUAUACUAUUUGCCAGGGUUAUUGACUUAUGUUAAAGUCAACAUUGGUGGCUGAAAUUAAAAUUCAGUAGUUCUCUGAUGGAUUUUUAUCGGCCUCUUUUUAACUGUGGUCUCUUCA